AUGUAUGUACCUUAUCAGUGUUGUCAAAAAUCUUUUGAAGAUUAUUAUGUACAACAAACAGGACAUGGAUUGAAUUAUUAUCAAGGUAAUCUUUAUCAGAGAGGAUACGGAUUAGGGGGUCUAUUCAGAUCCUUCUUUCGCGCUGCCGUACCUCUUAUUAAAUCAGGAGCCAAAGCAAUUGGAAAACAAGUAUGGCAUAGUGGACUGAAUUUGUUAAAUGAUGUAUCACAAGGACAAGAUGUAAAAGAGGCUGCUAAGCGUCGACUGAAAGAAGCCGGAAAUAUAUUAACAGAUAAAGCUGCUACUAAAGUGAAGAACAUGAUUGGUUCUGGACGAGUUAAUAAAAAGCAGAAACACUCUCCCGUUUGCGUCAAAUCUGAAUUAGAUUUAUUUACCAUUCCUCCUACGCAAACAGCUAUAGAAAAAGGACAGUUUGUGGAAUAUCACCCUCUCGCAAAUAUACGAGAUGGAGGACCUAUCGAAUUUAAUAUUUCUGGCAGUGGUGAAGACUAUAUUGAUCUAGCUGCUUCUUAUAUACACGUGAAAGUUAAAGUAGUUAAGGCAGACGGAUCCAAUCUAACAGACAAAGAACCGGUUGCCCCUGUAAAUUUAUUUUUACAUUCUCUCUUUUCGCAAGUAGAUGUAAGUUUAAAUGAAAGAAACAUUUCAUCUGCGACAAAUACCUAUCCUUAUAGAGCCUUCAUCGAAACAUUAUUGAAUUAUGGGGAAGAUGCAAAGAAAAGUUUACUCACCUGCGAAGGAUUUUUCCAAGACACUUCACCUAAUAAAAUAGAUGUCUUAGCUCAAGAUGCGGAUGCUGGACUAAAAGCUCGCGGUGAACUUAUAAAAAACAGUCAAAGUGUGGAUUUGAUAGGACAAUUACAUUUUUCUACUGAGAAAGAUGCCGAUUAUAAAGUGAUCUUGGAUCAUGCUUCUUUGUUUAUCAGAAAAGUAAAAGUAAACCCUGGAGUCUCUCUCGGACAUGUAAAAGCGUUGGAAAAAAGUUCUGCUAAAUACCCUAUAGAUCGAGUAUUAUGCAAAACAUAUUCAGUAUCUAAGGGAAGUUGGUCUUUUAUGCAAGAUAAUGUAUUUUUAGGAUUGAUGCCCAAGCGAGUCAUUAUUACUUGUGUAGAAAAUGCUGCAAUGAAUGGACAAUAUUCAAUGAAUCCUUUUCUGUUUGCCCAUCAUCAUGUCAACUUUAUAUCGAUUUAUGUAGAUGGACAACCCGUUCCAUGUAAACCAAUGGACCUUGAUUUCGAAUCUAAUCAUUAUGUGCGUGCUUACCACAGUUUAUUUUCUGGAUUUAAUCGCGACAAAGGCAUCUAUUUAUCUCGAGAAGAAUUUGUGAAAGGACAUGUGUUAUAUGCUUUCGAUUUAACUCCAGAUAUGUGUGAUGGAUCUCAUUUUAACUUACAGCAUCAAGGCAAUUUGCGAGUAGAAAUUAAAUUUGCUAAAGCUCUCUCUGUGACUCUCUCGGUGCUAGUCUAUGCAGAAUUUCAAAACGUGAUUGAAAUAACAAAAUCUCGUCAUGUACUAUGCGAUUUUGCUAAUUAA
Stegodyphus dumicola is the source of this 1554-nucleotide messenger RNA. RefSeq lists its product as uncharacterized. Gene Ontology annotation, molecular function: ribonucleoside-diphosphate reductase activity, thioredoxin disulfide as acceptor. Gene Ontology annotation, biological process: deoxyribonucleotide biosynthetic process. The record is from RefSeq and is a predicted model, not a curated record. Gene Ontology annotation, cellular component: cytosol. NCBI's taxonomy places the organism in Eukaryota, Metazoa, Arthropoda, Arachnida, Araneae, Eresidae.